AUGCCGCGCCCGUUCUUGUUCCACGUCCUGGGAGUCUGGCUGCUGCUGAGCCAGAUUCCCAGAGCAAUCUCAGCCGGGUGGAUGGACGAAGUUAUCAAGCUGUGCGGCCGCGAGUUAGCCCGCGCCGAGAUCGACAUCUGCGGCAACAUGUACUACUACAGGGAGAGAACAGGGGUGAGGCAGAAGGAAACCCCUCGCCAAUCUGGACCACCUGCCGGUGAGAGCGCCCGCCCUCCGUCACCAGAGAAGGAGCAAAAUGCGAGAAUAGCAAACAGCCUCAACAGAGAGGAGCUCGGUGCCCUUCCCACAGGGCAUCCAGGGCGACGGGGUGGGCAGAAUGGGGAAGCUGGGGAGCCGGGGCGGAUAAAGCUGCCUACAGACCCGCAGGAGGCGGGCGCAUUCCCUGACCCCAGAGGAAAGCUGAGGGCCAGAGAGCUGGCGGGCUGGGGAUGGGCACCUGGACCUGCGUCUCAGACAGACAGGAAAGGGGCCGUGAGCCGGUGGGCUGCUCAUCAGCGUUUUUGCGAUCCGGAACAAAUCACGCCAUCCUCCAUCUAUGAAGACAGUACUUCACCAUCAGAAUACCUCGGCUUUGGUACUCAUUCCCGAAGAAAGAGACAGAUCCAUCGCUCCCUGAAUCAGCAAUGUUGCAACUUUGGUUGUACCAGAAAACAUAUUGCUAGAGCAUGCUGA
Molecule: messenger RNA, 693 nt
Organism: Cynocephalus volans (Philippine flying lemur)
Lineage: Eukaryota; Metazoa; Chordata; Mammalia; Dermoptera; Cynocephalidae
Product: prorelaxin-like
Exons: 3
Coding region: 1-693 (230 amino acids)
Cellular component (GO): extracellular region
Molecular function (GO): hormone activity
Source: RefSeq, a predicted model, not a curated record